UUCAUUUUUUGCUUUUGCCCUAGAAAAAAAAAUCAACCACGCAGCCGCACCACCAUUGCCUUCUUCUUCCCCCAAAUCGUCAAAUCCCUAAAUUUCAAUCUCACUCUCUUAGCUUCCGAUUCUCCACACGAAUCAGCUUCCUCUCGACCUCGAUCGAAGCUUUAGCUAUGUCUUCUUCUUCGUCUCGCAGCCUACACGGCUGCGAUGUCGUCGUCUCCUCACCGUGGUGAUGUACGUUCUGGAGGUUUCGUUGCAGGCUAAGCUUAUGGGAUCCGAAGGUUGUGGCGGAGUUAGGGUUUCGUCGAAUAAAACAGCAGACAACAACAACAACUGUGAGAAGACUCGUGUCGAGAUUGAGCGUUGCAGUGCUUCAGUUAGUAAGAAAGGAGGAGGGAGUAGUAGCAGUGGGGUUUCAGAUCCGUCUCUAUGGCGGAAGCUAAUGCACUCACACGAAUUUGUACAUGAUAGGCUUACGAAACUCAGAGUUGAAACUUCUUCCGAGCCUCAGAACGGUUAUCUACCGAUCGCCAGUCCUGAGAGUGCUGAGUCUUCUAGGAAAAGAGGAAAGCUUUCGAGGAGUAGUAGUAGUAACCUUACUUCCAAAAGGUCUAGACUGAUUCUUUUAGAUGAUACUGUGAGAGAUAAUGACACCAAGGAGUUAUGUGGACAAGGAUCUACUCUCUCAGAUAAACCCUUAGCAGUGAAGCAAAGAAGCAGCUGUAAUGGCAAGCGAAGUGAUAAGAGGAACCCAAAAGUUCCCACUAGAACUUUUUCAACCCUCAAUACAUCCACUGGCGAGAAUGCUUUCUUCGGUGCCUAUGGGUUGAAGCCUGAAAUAAAUGAUGUUACCAAACUUGUUGAAGAUUUGUCACUGAACAAGCUUCUUGAAGGCUCUUAUGAGUGUCCUUCUUUGGCCAAAGAUAAAAUGAAGAAACUGGAGAAUACUAAUGACACUUUGCUGAGUGUAGUCAGAAAUGUUUGGUCUGUUCUUCCAACUAGAAGGCAUGUUCAGUCACAAAGCUCUGCUGAAUUAGACAGAUCUCUGGAGUCGCCUAGCUCUAUCUCUGCCACAGUAAAUGGAGAAAACAGCGUUAAAGUAAAUGCUCUUGAUGGAGAUCUAUCCCCAUCUUCCAAGGAUCAUUGUUUCAAUCCUGAGAUUCCUUCCACACCACUUAAUUUUCCAUUAUGCCAGUCUGGCGACGUAUUGAAAAGAUUAGGCCUUCCGCCGCCGAAAGAUUUAGACUCUCUGCUCCAAGAUACUUCAAAACCUUCUCAGAACUCUAAGAACGUAUCGGACCAGCAGCGUUCAGCUAAACAACUACCUCAUCGUGGCGGAUUGCCACAUUUCCCCUGGUCACAGGCGUAUAAUGCGAGCUCUAGAACCAACUCGGAAGCUGCAAAGCUUCUUACCGGCAAAACGCUUUGUCAAGGACGAUGGCUAAGAAUAGCCGAGACUACAACGAGCUCUCACGAGAGUAAAACCAAUCAAUUCGCAAAUCUGGAGUCACUCACUUUCAACCAAGACUUAGUCCUUCCAGUACAGAAGCUAACCGUAGCUGGAACUAAGACCUCUCAGGCAAUUUUGGCUAACACCACUUCGUGCCAGUGCACAGAAGCAUCUGUGUCUACCUUUCAAAAAGCUGCAUGUGUUCCUAUAGAAGCAGAGGGCUCACGAGAUGUUCAAGACGGUGCUCGAUCCUGUCCUCAGCUACUAGCAGCUGCUCAAACACUCUGUGACUUUGCAGUCCAAUCCGGAAACCAUAACAACAACCCAAAUGGAAUCCUCAGGUGGCCAACGAAGCUUUCUCAAAAGUCAAUGAAAGCUCGAAAAUCCAAACUAAUAGAAACACCUCUCGAAAGGCACGUAACAACUGAAUCAUCCUCCUUACAUCUUAUCUCAAGCAGCAAGAAGAGCAACCACGUGAGGAAAGAUUCAGCAGCAGUGCAUAAGUAUCAUGAUCGUCAUCAUCUUCCUAAGCCCUCAAAGAGACUGAAACUAUCAACGAUGGAGAUGGAGAACAAGAAAGGGUCAUUCCCAAGCUCAUCAUCACCAUCAACCGCAGUAGAGUUAGAUAGAAAACAUUCAUCUUCAAACAAGUUCAAGAAUCAUUCCCGUAUGAUGAUGCCACCGCCUCCACCACCAGCGAGAACACUCCAAAAGUCUUCCACCUAUCCUCACAAAGCUCGGAGGUUUCCAGGAAUCGGUUGAUAGAUACACAUAAGGCCGGUCUGGUACUAAAAGGGGACAAAAUCACGUGUUAGGAGUCGUCUGUAAAUAUGAAUGUUGUCACUGUCUAAGGUAAGUUCUCUAUUUGCACAGUUUAGGAGGUGCAGAAGACUAUAUAUAUAGUUUAUAUAUGUAUUGCCUUCAAUGUUGUAACAAUUUUUUUUCAUUUGUAGCUGUAGCCACACAGUUCUUUUAAGGUCUGUUGUGUUUAAAGAUUAUUAAUUCUACGAGGUUAAAUGAUAUAAAUCCCAACUUUAUUAUCUUUCUAUAUUAGUAUCUACGCACUA
Molecule: messenger RNA, 2514 nt
Organism: Raphanus sativus (radish)
Lineage: Eukaryota; Viridiplantae; Streptophyta; Magnoliopsida; Brassicales; Brassicaceae
Exons: 7
Coding region: 230-2209 (659 amino acids)
Source: RefSeq, a predicted model, not a curated record